AUUAAGGACUGUAACUAAGUAAGUAAUCAUUCGCAAGUCAUGGAGGUCGACGGUCUGACGUAUUGUUUUGAUAAUCUUUACAAAAUACUGUCUUACUGGGGCGUAAUUUCGUUUGGACUUAAAACCACACAACAGAACACCAAUACAACUUCAAAACGUUCAAUUUUAGCAUGGAGCAUACGUUGUCUAUUAAUUUCCGGCUUUCUAAGUGGUGUGUUAAUCAAACGCUUGGAUCCGGAAAUGUCUUACGCUAUGUUUAAUGAUAUCUCGCCUGUGGUCAAAGUGAUAUUUUCAUGGGAGUAUCUGAGCUGUAUAAUAACCUACGUUGAAUAUUGCUUAUCGAUGGACUUUCGACACCAUAGACAUAUUAAGUUUGUACACAAACUUCAAGAAUUAGAUUUGCCAAUCUUUCAGGAGUUCCCCCAAGUGAAAUGGAACUAUCAGAGGACUCAAUUAAAGUAUUGGUACGGCACUAUCUUAGUGGGAAUAUGCUACUUCACCUUGUCUAUAUCGUUGAUAUUUGAUUUGACUAAAUGUUCGUGUGGAGUUUUAUCCACUUUACUAAUAGCAACGUGUUAUAGUCUUAUUACCAGUUCUUUGGGGUUAUUGGGAAUCGUUCACAUAGCCAUUAUGGAUUAUUUACGCCUGCGGUUUCGUCUUGCCCAGAAAUUAAUCAAACAAACGUACCAAGCGCAUACGAAUAAGACUGCAACCGAUACGCAUUUUAAAAUAUUAAUUUUGAUGAAAUUCAAUCAAGGGGUUUCCGAUUUGGUAAUCAAAUUAAACGAAGUUUUUAGUUUUGUAGCAGCAGCUGGCAUAUUCUAUGAGUUUACUCUAAUGAUAUGUUUUGUCUAUGUGGUCUGCCAAAAGAUUAUUGCAAAGCAGUUCUGGGAUGCAGAAUACGCUCUUAUGAUUUUACAUUUGUCUUUACACUCAUACAAAGUCAUAGUAGCGUGCGCUUAUGGUUAUUUACUUAAGCGGGAGAAAGCCAACUGUAUGCAUCUUUUGAGCCAACUUGAUAUAAACUUUGAACAAAACCUUUUGGUACGCAGUCACGCGGAAAUUAUCCAACACUGGCAACUUCACAAUAAUCAUAUAAGGGCCAUCAUUGGAAGCACACUGCCCUGUAACAUUUAUAUGAUCUACAUAGUGUACAAUGGCAUAGCGAAUUACGUGAUUAUUCUCGUCCAAUUACUAUUUCAGCAACUGCAAAUAAAUGAACAAAUUAUUUUGAAUCAAGAAGUGGAAAUAAUAAAGCCUUUGGACCCUAUAACACAUCAAGCCGUUAAUUUAUAAAAAAAAAAAAAAUAAUUAAAAAACAUUUUCUUUGAGUCCCAAUGCUUUUCCAAAGUUUAUUUUCA
This is a messenger RNA of Drosophila willistoni, 1361 nucleotides long. RefSeq names its product putative gustatory receptor 47b (gene Gr47b). The record is from RefSeq and is a predicted model, not a curated record. NCBI's taxonomy places the organism in Eukaryota, Metazoa, Arthropoda, Insecta, Diptera, Drosophilidae. The transcript has 3 exons. Bases 40 to 1296 code for a protein of 418 amino acids.